Corvus hawaiiensis (hawaiian crow) is the source of this 2423-nucleotide messenger RNA. RefSeq names its product serine/threonine-protein kinase pim-1-like. NCBI's taxonomy places the organism in Eukaryota, Metazoa, Chordata, Aves, Passeriformes, Corvidae. Gene Ontology annotation, cellular component: cytoplasm. The coding region runs from base 1 to 1251 and encodes 416 amino acids. Gene Ontology annotation, biological process: protein autophosphorylation. The transcript is spliced from 8 exons. The record is from RefSeq and is a predicted model, not a curated record. Gene Ontology annotation, molecular function: protein serine/threonine kinase activity; ATP binding.
AUGGACAAAAUCGAGGGACCAAUCAAGAAGUGCGUGAUCGCGUGCACAGCAGUUGCAAAAUGCCCACCGCCGUUUCCCGGAUCCUUCUGCCCCCCACCCCCCAAAGCUGCACCCCCGCCCCCCAAGAUGCUGACGGGGAUCAGGGACUUCAUGUUGGGCUUCGUCUUCCUGGCGCUGGGGCUCGGCUUCUACCUGCGCAAGCAGCCUCGGCUCCUCCCGGGGCCCGCCGGGGACACAGGCGGCGCGGCCGCUCCCGCCGCCUCCGCAGCGUCUUCCCCGCUCCGAACUCCGCCGCUCUUGAGCGCGGCCGCCGGCCCCGAGCCGCCGGUGUCCGCUUCAAAAGAGCCAACAUGUGGGGAUGGCCGGCCCGGGGCGGCUGAGCGGCGCUCGGGGGCCGUUCCUGGCCCCGGGCCGAGCGCUGACGGCCGCGUCUCGCCGGCACGGAAGGCGCAGCAGGGCCUGAAGGAGCGCUACCGGCUGGGUUCGCUGCUGGGGCGCGGCGGCUUCGGCAGCGUCUUGGCGGCGACGCGGCUCUCGGACGGCGCCCCGGUGGCCAUCAAACGGGUGCCACGGAACCGCAUCCACCAUUGGGGCCGGCUGCCCGACGGCACCCGAGCACCACUGGAGAUCGUGCUGCUGCACAAGGUGUCCGCUGGCUUCCCCGGCAUCGUCCAGCUCCACGAGUGGCUGGAGCUCCCCAGCAACGUGGUGAUGGUGCUGGAGCGCCCGGAGCGGUCUCAGGACCUCCUUCACUUCAUUCGGGCACGGCGCUUCCUGUGCGAGGAGGUGGCGCGGCACCUGUUCCGCCAGGUGCUGGAGGCCGUGCGGCACUGCACCAGCUGCGGGGUCCUGCACCGGGACAUCAAACCGGAGAACAUCCUGCUUGACCUGGCCACCGGGCAGGCCAAACUCAUCGACUUUGGCUGUGGCACCUACCUGCAAGCCGCAGCCUACACCAGCUUUGCAGGAACACCGUCCUACAGGCCCCCAGAAUGGAUCCAGUUCGGCUGGUACUACGGCAAGGCAGCGACCGUCUGGUCCCUGGGCAUCGUGCUGCACCAGAUGGUCUGCGGGGAGCAUCCUUUCAGGAGGGGCUGGAACAGCACCUGGGGCCGGCUCUCGCUCCCACGACGGCUCUCUCCAGAGUGCCAGGAUCUCAUCCAACGGUGUUUAUCCGUGCUCUCCUCGGAAAGGCCCUCAUUAGAAGACCUGUCCUGUGAUCCUUGGAUGCAGGACAUUCACGUGCCGUAGGAGAAGGGAGAGAGCCACACGCACGCUUUGACCCAGGGAGCCGGUAAGUUCCAGCUGCACACGUGCCUUGGCAAGAAGCAGCAAAGAAAGGCAGAGUUUUUGUCCUGCCUGAAUCGCUGCGCAGGGCUCCUCAGCUGGGCACGCGCAGCCCUGCUGCUGGAGCUGAGCUGCUCUUCCCAGCACUGGUGGCCCCCAUGCCAGCUGCUUUUGCUUGUGCUGCUUCAGCGACAGCCGGGGCCCUGGGCAGAGCACUGACAGCCUGCUCCAGCCCCAGGGAAGAAGGAGCCCCUGGAGAAGCUGCGCCAGGUGCGGCUGCUGCUGCUGGAGACAUGGAGGGUGACAUCAAGGAUGACAAGCUCUUCCUCCACCUGGCAAGCUGAAGAUGAUGGACUUCAAUUGUGGCACCUUCUCCAAAGCCAGGCUCCACGGCGAAUUUGCAGAUGAGUCCACACGCAGGGGGAUGCUCCCAGAUUUGGGCAUUGCACAGCCUGGCCGGGAAGCAAAGGUUCCCCCCUUUGCUGGGGCGGAUGCAACCAAUUCUUCAGUCAGCUGCCAAGCUGCUUUUUGGCAGGGCUGAGGGGAUGGGCUGGGCUGGUUUUGAACUGGGAGUCUGCUCCUGGCCCUGCCAACAGCCCCCAGCACCCACCGUGCCCCGUGCUGGGGCUGGGGCAGCCAGCCUGACACAAACAAAGCCCCAUGGUGGGAGCAGAGGUUGGACACCAGAAGCUGUGCAUGGGCUGCUUUGCUCUGCAGGCAAGGAAGGGCUUGGGCUGCUCCACUGCCCUUGUUCGCUUUGGGCUCAGCAUGACUUUUGGGGGCAGUGCAGGGGGAAGGCAGAAAGCGUGGGCUGCCCUGGCCCGUGGGUGGGUUUUUCCCUCGCAUGGCGGGCUUGGGCCUUCCUCAAGGCCCCAGCAGAGAGAAGAUUUUUUACCUUUUUCCUUGUUUCCCCUUUUUGUCUGUAAUCUCUUUUCAUUGAUUUAUGGUUUGUCUUUCCAAAGGAAGCGUUCUAGGUGCUGUCUGGUCCGGAUGGCGAAGUGCUUGGGAGCAGCUGCGGCAUGGGUGGGACGUGCCCUUGGAGAAGACUGAGGACAGCGUUUGGGAGCAGCUUUUCUUCUGGCGGCGGGAGGCGUGAGCCCGGCUCUGUGGAUGCUGAGGCUGCUCUGGGCUCCGCC